UCUGUCUGUCAAAUUAUUUAGCUAGCCAAUGUUAGCCAGUUAGCUGGGAUGACACCCAAAGGAAUGGAGAGCAGCUGAGCAGUUUCUGCGAAAACUACACAGGGACACGCGUUAACGUCGCUGUUAAAGGGACUUUUACAGCUCUCUAGCAAAUACGCAGCGGAUGGCCCGGACUGCUCUUGGACUUACAUAAAAAGAGGGACACCAUUGUGAGCCUCUGAAUGAGUAAUGAACCUAAACCCCUUCUGGAGCAUGUCUGCCAAUACAAGUCGUAAGCAGAGAUCUGACAACGAGGAACAGAGUGGGCACGGGGAGCAGAGAGCCAGUCCGGCUCGGCUGUCCUUUGGCAAAAAGCAGCUUCCACCCAUUCCUAAGAAUGCAACCCCCAUUACCAAGCCUGCGUCAUUGGGCACCCCACCCCAGUUGACCAAUGGCACACACGCCUCCUAUGGCCCCUUUUACCUGGAGUACUCUCUGCUGGCUGAGUUCACACUAGUGAUUAAACAGAAGCUCCCUGGAAUUUAUGUCCAGCCGUCCUACAAAUCGGCACUAAUGUGGUUUGGGGUCAUAUUCAUCAGACAUGGCUUGUACCAGGAUGGAGUCUUCAAAUUCACAGUGUAUAUUCCAGAUAAUUAUCCAGAUGGGGAGUGUCCAAAAUUAAUAUUUGACAUCCCAGUCUUCCAUCCUCUUGUUGACCCUGUGUCAGGAGAGCUUGAUGUGAGAAGAGCUUUCACUAAAUGGAGACGGAAUCACAACCACAUCUGGCAAGUCCUGAUGUACGCACGUACAAUUUUCUACAAGAUCAAUACAACGGAACCACUCAACCCAGAGGCUGCUGUGCUAUAUGAAAAGGAUGUGCAGUUGUUCAAAAGCAAAGUGGUAGAUAGUGUAAAACUAUGCAACAGUCAUCUUUUUGACCAGCCCAAGAUAGAUGAUCCCUACGCAAUAAGUUUUUCCCCAUGGAACCCAGCUGUUCAUGAGGAAGCAAAAGAGCGGAUGUUCACAUUCAAAAGACGGCCUGAAGAUCACCACAAGGGAACACAGGUGUCGGGACUGUCUUGGGUGAAGCCUGGUUCAACACAGCCCUUCAGCAAGGAUGACAGUCUUCCCCAGAGCUGAACAUGCACUGUCCCUGCAGCAGCCACUAGAGGGAGGCACAUGCAUUAGAUGCCACGCCACUGGCUUGCCUCAGCUGUUUAUGUGAACUGGAUCACUGAAACAGUUGGGAGAACUUUAUAUUAAAUAUCCACAUUAUUGCUCAGCUUUAAAAGCUUUGUAGGCAACUCCUCAGACAGCUUUAGAAUAAGGAAACAAAGUUUGUAUGUAUGUCAUAUGUAAAUCGACGAUGACAAGUGGAUGUCGAGGCAACAUCAUUUAGGCUGUGAUGCAAUCAAAGUGCUUUCUCAUUUAGAUUUUCGGAUCCAUGCACAUGUUGGGCUAGGUAAUGUAACAAUACUGUCCCAAAAGGAGCUGAAAAGUCUGAGCACAGCAAUUUGCAGUCAUACAGUAAGGGUAGUGGACAAUAGAUCUAUUUAGAGAUCCAUACCACUUGUUGAAAUUGGCUCAGGACUGUUUAUUUGUCGGACUUGGAAUGUUGUCAGUCACAGCUAUGUGAAUGAAAGAUAUCAUUAAUCACCACUCCUCCCAUUACAAAAUUCAAUUGACAUGUUUUAUAUGUUUCUUAUUGGACAGUGAUUUUCUUUUUCCACCGUGUCCAUUGUCUUACAUAGUUCUAAAUAUAGAUAUAUGCAGAGCGGGGAAGUAUGGUUUUAAAUAAGAUGCUAAGCUCCUGUAUUUUAUUUUCUGAUUUUAAAAUAAUUUUGAAUGUUUCAUGUACCUUUUCGGUUAUUAAAGGUUUGAUGUGUAAAUAAUGGAUGCUGUGCUAAGUUUUGACUUACAGAGACGUGUCUGAAUCGGCACUUGGAUUUUCUAAGUGAACAUUUUGGUUUUCUUAGCUUUCUUUACAAAUGUUACUUAAGCCCCCUUACAGAUCUUUGCUUUACAAGAUCUUUCCUUCAUAGGUCUGAUUUAAAAUAAAAAAUUUAUUUUGAUAUGGUUGGUUGUUUAGAAACAGCAAAAAUUGUUUUGGCCAACUACAAGAAUAUACCUUUUCUGUUGUGCCAGACACUUAAUAUGUGAUGUCUUCAUCUGUAGAGGGCUCUGGCUUAAUAGAUAGUAGUAUUGCCACUUUGAAUAUGCAAAUUUAAUUUAACUAAGGAUGUGGAAAAUUAUGGAAUUUGUUUAAAUCUGUGGGAAAUGACUAUCAGAAAGCAGAUAUGGUGCUGAAACCUGUUUGAUCUACUGCUGUGAAAGGCAAGGGUGUAACAAACUGCCAUUUGGGCUUUUGGCAUCUGCAAAUGUGUGAGUUAUAAUGCGUUCUGUAUGAACCCAUUCCUGCUCCAGUUUGUGAAAGACGACAUUGCGUAGAUGACAUGAGUUUUAAAUGCUUUUCAAAUCAAUAAAAUUAUCAAAAACCAA
Micropterus salmoides (largemouth bass) is the source of this 2478-nucleotide messenger RNA. It is a transcript of the gene aktip, whose product is annotated as akt interacting protein. Bases 229 to 1119 code for a protein of 296 amino acids. Lineage: Eukaryota; Metazoa; Chordata; Actinopteri; Centrarchiformes; Centrarchidae. The record is from RefSeq and is a predicted model, not a curated record. The transcript is spliced from 10 exons.